AUGAACUCGCUACUUGAAUAUCUACCUCCAGCUGACGGUCUAUUGCCGAAAUGGAUCUUCUUCAUCUCCAUAGUAUCGCUCGGUAACAGCAUUCAAGCCUACUUGUCGCUCGGUCCAACACAGAAGGUCUACUGCGGCACCAGAUCUGUACCAGCUGGCGUGCCUGCUAGCACCGUUCCCAACCCGUCGCCCGUCACACCCCUCUCGGCUCGCACCUUCGGUACCUGGACCGCCAUCACUGCUAUCGUUCGUCUCUACGCUGCGUACAACAUCAACUCUAAGCCCAUGUACGAGCUGGCGUUUUGGACAUAUAUUGUCGCAUUCGCGCAUUUCAUGUCAGAGUGGCUGGUAUUUGGUUCCACCAGAUGGGGAAAGGGUCUCGCCGGACCUGCCAUUGUCGCGACCACCUCUAUGAUCUGGAUGUACUCCCAGUGGAACUAUUAUGUCAAGGCAUGA
Aureobasidium subglaciale EXF-2481 is the source of this 456-nucleotide messenger RNA. RefSeq lists its product as uncharacterized. Gene Ontology annotation, cellular component: membrane; endoplasmic reticulum. The record is from RefSeq and is a predicted model, not a curated record. Lineage: Eukaryota; Fungi; Ascomycota; Dothideomycetes; Dothideales; Saccotheciaceae. The transcript has 2 exons. Gene Ontology annotation, molecular function: protein-macromolecule adaptor activity. Bases 1 to 456 code for a protein of 151 amino acids.